AUGAGUGAGGAGCAAGAUGAUGGCAGCAAAAAGAGUGCAUCACUUUCUUCUGCUGAGGCAAGCUCUGUGGAAGCAGAGUGUGGAGCCCAUGUCAAUGCUUCAACAAAUAUAUCACAGACUAAUCAGAUGACAGGAGCAGCACCAGAUAAUGCAAAAUGGCAGUGUGAGAUGUGUACUUAUGAGAAUUUCCCACUCUCACGGAAGUGUACUAUGUGCCGAGCACAAAAACCCUCUCUCGGAGAAGAUAUUUUCAAACUCCAGGAUGGUGCCAGUGCUCUACCUAUACAAGAUACUUGUGGUGCUGAAUCAGUAGCUGAAAGAUUGAAACCGCUGCGAAUAUCAUCUCCUCAGGGACAAGCAAGUGCCUCCUCUAUGGCUAAGUGGUCUUGUGGUACUUGUACCUUCGAGAAUUGGCCUCGUUCGCAGAAAUGUGCGAUGUGCGGUGCGACCGCUCCGCCUCGAACACAUAGCGACUUACAUGCACCCAGACCUACAGGUAUAAAUGAUAUAUGUAAUAGUCAAAAUUCUUCAAUACAUGAGGUGGAGAAUAACGGUCGUCGCUCGAAACGUAGAAAUAACACGGACUGGAUGUGGUUGCAGGCUUGUUUAGGUGUGGUAGAAGGUGACGCACGUUGUGUGGAUGCGUACUUAGCGGCAGGUGGAUCACCAGCUCGAGCCUUGACUGCACCGGAAGUUGCACUACUCAAUAGAGCUUCCGCUUUCGACCCGGGACAUACGCUGGUUCACUUGGCUAUUAGAUUUCAAAGGCAAGAGAUAUUAUCAACACUACUGUCUAGAAUAUCGGGUGGUGGACCUGGCUUGAAAAGAUCACCUUCAUAUGUUGCUCCCGAUCUAGCAUCCGCGAUAAGGCGCCAUAUAGCAAGUUGUAUUCGGCAUAAGAAAGGAAAUUUCCCGUGUCGAUAUAUUAAUGAAAUAUGCACUUUUUCCUUACCAGCAGAAAUAGACGAAUUGCCCGCUGCGAUACAAGAGCAGCUAUUCGCUGAAUUGUUAGAUAAAGAUGCACAGCAGACAUUGGAAACGGAUACACCGCUUAUCAAUUGGAGCUGUGAGCUAACAGUUAAUUUAGGGUCGCGCUUGUACGCUCUGUGGAACCGUUCGGCGGGUGAUUGUCUCCCCGACGCGUUGUGUCAAGCCGCGUAUGGCGUGUUUGAUCGCGCUAAUGUGUUGCGGGCAGCAUUGGCUGAUACUCUUCAUCAUGCGCAUAGAAGUUUCUACGCUCGCUGGCAAGCCUGGGAACGGCUUCAAGCAUCCCAGCUACAAUAUGCUCCCGAAGAGUCCCAGCUUCGCGCAGAAUGGAGUCGAUUACUUGCUGCCGCCGCACGACCGGGCACGGCUUUGCAUCAGUUACACGUGUUUGCGCUGGCGCACGUGUUGCGGAGACCGGUGUUAGUCUACGGCGUUGAUGUCGUCAAUUCGUUUCGUGGGGAGGCUUUAGGAUACGCUCGUUUUCAAGGUAUAUAUUUACCAUUGCUAUGGGAUGCGGAGUUUUGUUCAAAAUCACCAUUGUGCCUGGGUUACACUCGUGGACAUUUUUCCGCGCUUGUCCCGCUUGAGCCAUACUCGCAUCGGCACGAUUAUAUUUGCCGAGAACAGCAGGAUGAGGAUGGUGAGGAUAUGAUAUUUCUGCCCCUUACUGACUCAGAAGGAAAACUGUUACCCGUCCACUUCCUUACAUGUGAUGAGAUGGCAGACGAAGAAAGCGUAGUCCGUCGUUGGACGUGCGCGUGCGUAACGGAAGGUGGCGUACUCGCAGCAAGACAGCGCGUGCACGCGCGGCCCUUGCUACAGGCGCAGAUGCUAGAAGAGUGGCUUAACCAUUAUAGAAGGCUGGCACAACAAACCCGCGGCCCUUUUCCUCCGCGGCUUCAAACGGCUGAGUUUUCAAGCGACCCAGACACAGAUGAAGAAUAG
Pieris macdunnoughi is the source of this 1932-nucleotide messenger RNA. The record is from the annotation of a GenBank genome assembly. Lineage: Eukaryota; Metazoa; Arthropoda; Insecta; Lepidoptera; Pieridae.